AUGUUCAGAGUUUCUUCUAUUCUCAUAAGCUUAGCGAUUUUUGGUGCAGUUUUGGCGGCUAAAACUUCGAGAGCAACAAGAUCAACAACUUUGAGUUAUGAUAACUCUGGAAAUUUCACCGGAUUUGGCGGAUUUCCAGGUGGAAAUGGAAAUAUGACAGGUAAGCUUUUAGAUUUUUUGAAAAACAAAUUAAUUUUUCAUUUAAGGAAACUUCACUGGUGGAUUUGGAAACUUCUCAAGUGGAAAUUUUGGCGGGUUCGGAAACUUUUCCAUUGGUAACUCAACCAGUUUUGGAAAUGGAACUGGAAAUGGAAAUUUGAGAAAUCAACAAUCUGGAAAUAACGGUUCUGGAAAUCAAGGAAACUUCGGAAACUCACAAUCUGGAUCAUCAUCAGAUUUUGGAAACUCUGGAAACUCGGGAAAUCAAGGAUCAUCCGGAAACCAACAAAGAUCUUCAAAUUCUGGAAGAUCAGGAAACUCACGAUCAGUUCAAUAUAGAGCACAAUCUUCAGGAAAUUCAGGCUCAUCAUCUGGAAACUCUGGAAAUCAAGGAUCUUUUGGAAACUCCCAAUCUUCAUCUGGAAAUCAACAAGGAUCUUCGGAUUCGGACUCUUCAAGCUUUGGAAACCAACAAGGAUCUUCAAGCUCUAGCUCAAACUCUGGAAAUUCAAAUUCUGGAUUUUCAUCGGGAUCAUCAAGCUCAAACUUUGGAAAUCAACAAUCUGGUUCUUCUAACUCCCAAUCUGGAAGUUCUGGAAAUCAACAGAGCUCUUCAAAUUCGGGAAGAUCAGGAGUUCAAUAUAGAGCUCAAUCCUCAGGAAAUUCAGGCUCAUCAUCUGGAAACUCUGGAAAUCAAGGAUCUUUUGGAAACUCUCAAUCAUCAUCCUCAAAUGGAAAUCAACAAGGAUCUUCAAGUUCCAACUCUAACUUCGGAAACUCAAAUUCUGGUUCAUCAUUUGGAAACUCUGGAAACCAACAAUCAGGCUAUUCCGGAAACUCUGGAAGCCAAAACUCUUCCGGUUUCGAUAACUCAGGCUCAUCUUCUUAUGAAAAUCAACAAUCUUCUUCAAAUCAAUCAGGACAAUCAAAUAAUUCCGGUUUCGGAAAUUCCCAAUCUGGAAAUCAACAAUCUGGAUUCUCGAACUAA
Molecule: messenger RNA, 1147 nt
Organism: Caenorhabditis angaria
Lineage: Eukaryota; Metazoa; Nematoda; Chromadorea; Rhabditida; Rhabditidae
Source: the annotation of a GenBank genome assembly